Molecule: messenger RNA, 4799 nt
Organism: Vitrella brassicaformis
Lineage: Eukaryota; Vitrellaceae
Source: the annotation of a GenBank genome assembly
AUGAGUGUCAUAUACUUCUGGAGGGGCAGCUUCAAUCUACCUUUCAAAGUCGCCACGCCCAAUCAGGUGCUCCACUGCCUUAUAUCAUGGUGUGAUGCGUCCUUGGAACAUAUGUGUGUGUUGCCUUUAGGUCCUCGACUGCCUCUUCGGUGCGGGGUCACUUCCCAGAAACAGUACGACGAGGGGAAAUAGCGCAAGAAUCGAAGUGAGUGCCCGCAUCGGCUUACCUGAGUGCAGGCACCCCUGGCGGAGUCCCUGAGCCCGUCGACGCCAAUCCUUAUCCUUAUUAUUUCUGGCUUGCGGCCCCUGUGAUCUGGAUGUUUGUCCUGACUCUUGUUGGACUCCCACUCUGGAGCUUUCCCGUUAUUGCCACCUUCCUGGAGUUCUUCUGUGCGUAUCCAAAAAGCAGAGCCUGUAUGCAUCCGGAAACGCGGUGUGUGUGUCUGUGUGUGCAGUUAAGGAAGGUCUUGUCAAGAAGACGAUGAACGACUUGAGGAAGCGCACGCAGCGGGCAAUCAAGAAGCGCUUGUCGUCCAGGAAAAACAGCAAGAAAAGUCACGCAGAACUCACUGAGGACGGCGCCAGUCCAAGCAAGAAGCCGUCCCGCAUGUGGUCUCGCUCCCACUGGUCGUUCCUCAGCCUUGGGCGCAAGGACACAGCCCGCUCUCUCGGCACCAACAUGGAUGAAGGCGCGAUGAAUGUUAGCAGUUUGGAAUUUGGAGCUGGCAAGGCCCACAGCAAGAGCGGGGACAGCCGGGUUGCGCCGGCUGCUGUUCCGGUUGCUGUGCACUUCAAUUCAGGCGAGGCCGUGGACGACAUGGUCGACCCGGGGGACGUCCUCUUUGACCAGGACAGUCCCGCCCCUCCAGACGCGAAGAGUCAGGGCGAACAGUCGUCACACAUCCCCGUCAAGCAGAACUCCUUCGACAACUUUAUGGUUGCCACACCUGCGCGUCAGGCGACAUCGGAGCAGGAGGUAGCGAGUCCACCAACCGUGCAAUUCGAUGUUAUCGAGCAGCAUGCGACAGCUCCGAUUGCGCAAGGAAGCGAGGGCGAGGAGGCCGCGGAGGGCACAGACGGAAAGAGACAAGACGCCACAGAGACACAAGGGGACGGAGGAGAUGUCGCGCAAAUGCCCAAAGGGGCCCUCAAGGGCAGGACGGGAAUGUGGGGCAGGCUGAGUGAAGGCCUCGCCGUCCGCAAGCAGCCCACUGUCCCGGCCGAAGAAGAAACAGACGAUGUAAAAGCCGUCCAGCAUGCCCUCCUUGCCACCUUCAAUCUGGCCGAGAAGAGCAAAAGCCGAAAGUAUGACGAUCGAAAGUCCUCAUUGCUGCAGAAUCUUUUUCUGAGGAAGAAAACCGGGAAAGACGCAAACGCGACUACAGAGAUCGCAGACGGUAACUAAGACCUUCAUGAAAGACAAAAGAGUCACACAUGCGCCUAUCGUUUUAGAGCCGAAGAGCCCUGGCCUGAAGGUCGAUUUAUUAGACUUGGCCAAGGUGAGUGCAUACAACACACACACACACACACACACACAAGGUUGAAGUAUUUCUCGAUGGCCACAAGAAAUACCGGGAGAAAAAUGCCGAUGAGUUCAAAGACGACGACGACCGCGCAGAAGACGCAGACAAAAACACAAAAGGUAAGCUGUGAACACUGCGGUGAAAAGUGUCAUAUGGCCUAAUCCCUCCUCAGGUGACCGCUUUGCCAGCGUUGUAGACGCGGCAAUGGUAGAGGACAGGAGGGAGAAGGAAAAGGCUCUGAUGAGUAGCAAGUCAGCGCGUAGUGUGGUCUUCACCGAGGCAAGUAGGGAUGGUGAGGUCGACGAGGAUGACAACUUGGAGUCGAGUAGCUCAUCGAGUGAGGAGGAGGAUGACAACAAGGGCCCCAUCCGAAUCCUCGGCAUAUUUCGGCCGAGACAGACUGUUUCCGACAGGAUGAUUCCGCAACUUAAAGCGUUCUUCAUCGACAUGUGAAAGCAACCGACAGUCACACACAUACAGUCGUGUCAUGCCUGCGUUACUCUUGUCUGUGUUAGGGCGCCUGCGUACAUCAUUUGUAUCUUCUUAUUGUGGCCCGAAGUGACAGAGAGGAUGCUAAGUCUCGUGGAGUGUGGCUUCUACCCGAUGUAAUUCCUCAAAUCACACGUAUGGCCAAUACGGAAUUGUGCUUGCGUUGACUGUCAGGAAGGGCUACCGGGACGACGAGAUGCGGCUCAUGCAAAAUCUUGACGUCAUCUGCGGCUCGGAGCUAUACUACCAAUGGAUAUGGCUUGCGUUCACUGGCCUUCUCUUCUGGUCAGCGGGGGGCAUCUUUGCGGUGUGGGUGAUCCUCUACCUCAAUCGCAAGAGACUGAAUGUACCCAAAGUCCGCAGCGUGUUGGGCUUCCUGUACAAUGGGUAUGAAAUGAAAGAGCCGCUCUACUAUUGGGAAUUAGUUCAGGUAAUGCCCACUUCAGCCGAUGCUCAUGUGUCGCCAAUGUGUCUUGAUACAUACAAUUGCUGGUCAGAUGUUCCGCAAGUUGCUGGUUCUUAUAGUGACAUUCGUGCCGAUACCUGAUGUCCGUGCCCGUCUGAUCCUUUAUGGUAUGGUCGCCACGGCGGCACUGGCCCUCCAUGUCUCCUUUGGGCCAUAUGACAAUCGACAGGUGAUGCGCUCUCCCUUCAAGGGAGGCGUGUCUCAUCUCUUCCUCCCUGUACCGUACCAUGUGCAGGAUGGAGCUCUGGACAAGUUGGAGAGUUUCUCUCUCUUCAGCUGGAUCAUCACUCUGAUGCUGCUGCAGCUGAUGCUCAUCUUCGGAGAGGACUUCGGCCCAGAUUUCAACACAGUCUGCGCAGUGGGCUUGGUUAUCGUCAACGGUCAGGGAUGGAGGGAGGGAGGGAGUGGGGCAAGAGUUGAGGACGCUCUUGUGUGUGUGUGAUUGAUACAUUCCUUCAUUGAUGUGGUUGGUUGGUGUGCAGGCUACUUCCUUUACCUAGCGAUUUACUACUUGAUCCGCGACGUCGGCGUGUCGCAGCUCCAAAGCAUUGCCGACAAAGCAGCCGUGAAGGAAGCCGGCGUUGACAAGAAGGAGGCCAAGCGCCUCAAGAGGGAGGAGAGAAAGCGGAGACGUGAAGAGAAACGGAGGUCGUCGGCGAGCAGCAAACGCAGCUCGAUCUUCUCUUUCUUAAGCAAGAAGGGACAGGGGCAGGAGGAUGGGCAGCCGAGGAGGAAUUCAGCCUUCACAGAAGCCUACACCCGUGUGACUGCCGUCUUCAAGAAGGGAUACGAGGUGAGCUACAGUCAGGGAAUGCAUCUAGUGAGAAACGGCAACCGACUCUUUUUGUUGGGAUACCCAUUCAGGCUGUGAAAGACAUCGCGAAGAAGGCUCAAGGAGGUCGCGAGCGGUUCUACAUCCAUCCAGUCGAAAGAACAGGUAUGUGUAUUUUCGUCGCUGUCAAUGCUGUCACUGUACGGAUUGUGUGUCCUUGUCAGUUCUACUGGGUGGUGAGGACGCUGAAAAGGAGAUCACUUCUUUGCCUGACUUCGAUUGGCUUCAUUUGAAGGGGUCCCGUAGCUUCAAUGACAAUAGCUAUCUCAUGCGUACUCUUGGCCAGCUCCUCGAGCACUGCAUCGACACUUUGGAGUUGUCCCCCAUUCCCCCCGACCUCAUUGGCCGCAUCUUCCUUGCAGCCAAGAAGAUUCAAUUGCAGAAGAAGAUCGAGCAGACGCAUCUGCCAGUGUCUGUGAAGAAGCUGGCCGAGGAGACGCUGACAAACAGCCCUGCGACGCUAGCGACGGGCAUGACCAAUGAGGAGUUCCAGCUCGCCGCUCAGGUGCGCUGUACACUCAUCGGCUUUACAGACACGCAACGCGCAACUUGCCCCAAAUGCAUACGCAGGAGCUGAUGGAGCUUGAGGAAGAUGAUCUGUGGGCAGCGCUUGAACUGGAGGCGAAGAAGAAGGACGUUGGCGAGGAGGACAACGCAGAUGGGAGGGCCGGGGUACUGACAGGAGAGACUGUAAUAUUCGCUUUGCCCGAUCCACGAACGAUGUCUGUCCUGUGCCCUUUCCUAUCUUCCCAGCUUGCAGAUGUGUUGGCCGAGUCUGGCCAGCUGAUUAAGAAGGAGGACCAGCCCCUCCACGGCCUCUUCAAGGCACUGGUACGCACACCUGAAGGACGAUGCUGGAGACAUGUCAAAGUAAAGCAAGUCAGCGCCUUUCACCUUGCACAGAAAUCCGACAAGGAGAGGAGCGGUUCCCUUGCACUCGCAGACAGGGACGACGAUCCAGGCCGCGACGGCGAUGAUGAACUAGUCUCUCCCGGGAAGGGGCAGUACGCGCGCGGAAUGACAGAAAUGCCGAUUGAGCCUCUCAGCGGCAAAGCCACAAGACAACGCCAUGGCGACCGUGUGACAAUAGCAGAAAACCACGAGCGUUCAGGCGACGAGGCAGAGACACAUGUUCACAAGGACGUGGCUGACUCGCUGUCUUAUGCCGACCUGACGGGCAAGAGUGCGUCAGCUGUGGCAAGAGACGAGGGCAUGGAGGCAAAGAGGAAGUCCUCAGAGGACAUCGGCUCGACAGGUGAGGACGAUGCCCAGCCGGUUUUUCCCAACCUCGGCACAGCCGGCCCUGCCAACCCCCCGAGUCACUCUCUCCGCAGAGGGAAUAAUGAUGGCUCCGAAGAGUAGUCCGCCUGGACCGGUUCAUGCUUUCAAAUGGUGGAAGUGGAUACUUGUGUACGGCGGGUUAUUUUUCUAUUUGUCGAGGAAAGUGCAUCUAUACCGAGGCGUCAGUAGUAGCAAUGGCCCCUCUAUG